AAGAGAGAAAAAAGGAAUCAAUCACACACGGUUGGGAAAGCAGCCAAGACAAGAGAAACGCUAAGCGAGAUCGGUUUUCAAUCUCUCCUUUGUUAAUCAAAUGGCUGCGGCGGAGGAGAUGGUCGGUUUUCCGCAGGCGUAUCUGGAGAGUAGAGAGGUGAAGGAGACUAGCUCGCUAGUAACCGAGCUGUGCCGUCACUUUUACACACAAGGUUGGGUGUCUGGAACAGGAGGUAGCAUCACCAUCAAGGUUCACGACGCUUCUAUCCCUAAACCAGACCAGCUCAUCGUCAUGUCUCCUUCAGGUGUUCAAAAGGAGAGGAUGCAACCUGAGGAUAUGUACAUCUUGUCUCCUAAUGGAUCCGUUAUAUCUGCACCUUCUCCUAAGCCUUACCCUAAUAAGCUCCCCAAGUGUACUGAUUGUGCACCUCUUUUCAUGAAGGCAUAUGAGAUGCGAAAUGCUGGAGCUGUUAUUCAUAGCCAUGGCAUGGAAUCUUGUCUUGUGACAAUGCUUAAUCCACAAGCCAAAGAAUUUCGUAUAACUCACAUGGAGAUGAUAAAAGGAAUUCAAGGUCACGGAUACUAUGAUGAACUUGUUGUCCCAAUCAUAGAGAACACAGCUUAUGAGAAUGAACUCACAGAUUCACUCACCAAAGCUAUAAUAGCCUAUCCAAAAGCCACAGCAGUGUUGGUACGCAAUCAUGGAGUUUACAUUUGGGGUGAUUCCUGGAUCCAUGCUAAGACUCAGGCUGAAUGUUACCAUUAUUUGUUUGAUGCUGCCAUCAAGCUUCAUCAACUGGGUCUGGAUGCUGCUAGUCCAGAACACGGGCCUAUCCAAAGAGCCAUACACUCACAAAACCAAACAGAAUCAACUCGGAGAUGCAUUGUCCUAGACAUUGAAGGGACAACAACACCCAUAACAUUCGUCACAGAUGUUCUCUUUCCCUAUGCUCGUGAAAACGUUGGGAAGCAUUUGAAUUUGACGUACGACACAGCAGAAACUCAAGAGGAUAUCAAGUUGUUGCGGUCUCAGGUUGAAGAAGACUUGAGACAAGGUGUAACCGGCGCUGUUCCUGUACCUCAUGCUGAUGAAGGAAAAGACGAGGUUAUUGCAGCUAUGGUCUCUAAUGUAGAGGCAAUGAUAAAAGCCGAUAGAAAGAUCACUGCGUUAAAGGAAUUACAAGGUCACAUAUGGCGAACAGGUUUCCAAUGUAACGAACUGAAGUCUGUCGUUUUCGAAGAUGUAACAGACGCUUUAGAGAAAUGGCAUUCUUCAGGAACUAAGGUUUACAUAUAUUCAAGUGGUAGUAGAUUAGCGCAAAGGCUUCUCUUUGGGAACACAACCUAUGGAGAUCUGAGGAAGUAUUUAUCUGGCUUUUUCGACACUACAAUCGGAAACAAGAAAGAGAGCAAGAGUUACAAGGAGAUUACAGAAACAUUGGGAGUGGAUGAUCCUUCAGAGAUCCUUUUUGUAACGGAUGUUUACCAAGAAGCUACAGCUGCAAAAGCCGCAGGUCUGGAGGCGAUUAUAUCGAUUCGACCUGGAAACGCUUCCCUACCAGAGAAUCACGGGUUCAAGACUGUCACAUCAUUCUCACAAAUCUAGAGAUUUCUCUAUUGUGUGUUUCCUAUGGUGUUGUACUUGAUAUGAUCACGGUUACCAAAUAAAUGGUCUUGAUAAUAAAUCUAUAUGUAGAGCGUGACAAACUUCAACUCUGAUUUAUCGUGAGAUCAGUAAAGUUUGGUUCAUGCAUUUGAGUUA
This is a messenger RNA of Brassica oleracea var. oleracea, 1762 nucleotides long. RefSeq names its product probable bifunctional methylthioribulose-1-phosphate dehydratase/enolase-phosphatase E1. NCBI's taxonomy places the organism in Eukaryota, Viridiplantae, Streptophyta, Magnoliopsida, Brassicales, Brassicaceae. Gene Ontology annotation, cellular component: cytoplasm. Bases 101 to 1606 code for a protein of 501 amino acids. The transcript has 12 exons. The record is from RefSeq and is a predicted model, not a curated record. Gene Ontology annotation, molecular function: magnesium ion binding; acireductone synthase activity.